AUGGACCAAGCAAAUGUGUCGCGAAUAUCUUCAAAAAGAGCGGAACAGACCGUGUAUGUGCCGCCGGGAAGACGAAGCAACGGCGGAAGUCAAGGAGCGUACGUCUUCAUCCAUCCAUUCCAAAAAAAAAAUCUCUUCUGCAGAAUAUCGGACGCCAAGCAAAAUACACGUCAAACUUCGGAAGUUGUGAGACGUGUUCCGCCAUCUUGCUGUGAACCUGAUGACUCGGAAGAGCAGACUUUGCCGAAAACCGUAAGAAAAACGUGGCUCCGAGAAAAUUCUUUUGAGUUUUUCAGAAUCCUCCCGCAGGUUCCACAGCUUCGGCCGAACAAAGUCCAAAAAACUUGAACGCCGUGGUAAGUCUAAAAAAUCGAAUUUCCACACUGAUUCUUGUAGACUUCAGAAUUCCAGGAGAAAACAGCACUUAAAAAACGGAUGUCGAGUAACGAGAAGCGAAGAAAUGAUUCGGUUGAGUUUGUGACAGAGCGGCGUGUUCUAUCGUAUGUUGAGAGUUAACAGAAAACAGAAAAAAUAUAACUUUUGUAGUCGAAAAUCGAAUCAAGCCGGCGAAGGAAGUCGAGAAUCGAGUGCGGUCUCCCCAAACGAAAUAGUUAGACCGUACUUUGUCCGUCCACCGCAAAAGAAAAAUGAACCCGAAAUGAGUGUCGAGAGAGUAGGCGAAACGAGCGUUUGUGAUAGACAGAAACAAAGAUUUCGGCGUUUUGCAGUUUCACACGAACGAAGUGUGUUACAUUGACUCUCAUUGCCACACGGACUUCAUCUUCUCCAUGAUGCCGAAACGGAACUAUCACGACGGACUGCAGAAUUGGCUGGACGGAUAUCCGAAGGCGAGCAAUAAGGGCUUCGCGGGUCAGUUUAUUCUCCAGAGACUUCAAAAACAGGUCAUUGUUGCAGGCUGCAUCGUCAAUUUCAUAGAUCCCGCUUUGUUCGUGGACGAAAAGAACAAUCGAGAUUUCGACAUGGAAUGGAUUCAAGAAGAGCUAAAAUGUCCGUUCUACUUGGGCACGACGUGGGGAUGUCAUCCACAUCAGGCACAAAAGUAAGCGGGAAAACGGGAAAGAGACAGAAUGAUUCCGCUUGUUCUCUAAUCUGGCUACUGAUAACGGGUUCACGCGAUACAAUGCAAAGAAGAAAAAUGAGAGCAGAAUCGAGAAAGAGAGAAAAGAUAACCGUUUCGUUUUGCAGAUGGGGAACAUCGCAAGGGUUCUGGGAUGCCCUGAAUAAUGUCCUCGCGCCGCCCAAUUCUCAUUUCUUGAAAGUGAGGGCCAUUGGAGAAUGUGGGAUAGACUUGCAUCGAUGCAUUUCCGACCUGGAAAUCCAGAAGGAAGUGUUCGAAAAGCACAUAGAACUAGCUUUCAAGUACGAUCUUCCGCUCGUGAUUCACUGCAGAAAUGGGUCCAAGGGACAGUCGGAGAAUAUUUGUCUCGAGAUUCUUGCCAAGGUAACUUCCGAAAACUUCUUAAAGUAGACAAAUUGUCUUUAGCAAAUGAACAAACCUGGAAAUCACCGAUAUCUGAAAAUCCACCGUCACUGCUACACAGAGGACUGGGUGACUGCCAAAAAAUGGCUCAAACAGUGCCCUGACGUGCAUUUCGGUUUGUUUUCGCAUUGAAAUCUCAUUAAAGUGAUGGAUUUUUAAGGAUUCACGCCCGGAAUAUUAUUGUUCAAAGAGCACCAACUGAAUGCGGUCCGCAAUAUUCCACUCGACAGAAUACUUCUGGAGACGGAUGCUCCGUACUUCAAACCGAAAGUUUUCGAAGGAAUCGCACCACCGAAAACGACACUUCCACCUAUGGGUGAGGGUGGAAUCUUCUUCUUCCACAUUCGCACCUUUUCGUUUCAGCAAUAGCGGCUGCUUACAAGAUCGCCGAGUUGAAGGGACUCUCGCCGGAAGAAGUGCUCCGAGCCACGUACAACAACACGCGUCGGAUGUAUCGACUCGAAUUCGACGAUUAG
Molecule: messenger RNA, 1977 nt
Organism: Caenorhabditis sp. 36 PRJEB53466
Lineage: Eukaryota; Metazoa; Nematoda; Chromadorea; Rhabditida; Rhabditidae
Source: the annotation of a GenBank genome assembly